Messenger RNA from Sporisorium graminicola, 2103 nucleotides. RefSeq lists its product as uncharacterized. NCBI's taxonomy places the organism in Eukaryota, Fungi, Basidiomycota, Ustilaginomycetes, Ustilaginales, Ustilaginaceae. Gene Ontology annotation, molecular function: ferric-chelate reductase activity. The record is from RefSeq and is a predicted model, not a curated record. The transcript is spliced from 5 exons. The coding region runs from base 1 to 2103 and encodes 700 amino acids. Gene Ontology annotation, cellular component: plasma membrane. Gene Ontology annotation, biological process: iron ion transport; intracellular iron ion homeostasis; copper ion import.
AUGAUCGCAAAGCCUUGGGCGCUGGAUCAAAAGACCCUUGGUCGCAUUAACAAGCUCCCUCCCGCCCAGCGUGAAUACGGUUAUAUAUCGUACCGUCACUUUUACUACAACUCCUUCAAGGUUCCCUGCUAUAGCGCCUUCACCAUUUACGGCUUGUUCCUUGUCUUGAUCCUGGCUGCUGCCUUGAACAACUUGCUUAAAUGGGGCUUUCCCUCCUUGCACGCAAAGAGCAAGCAGCGAUUGCGAUUGCUUCGCGCGCACGUGUUCGAGCAUCCGCUAGUCAGCCGCAAACAUGCCUCCGUCGUCGCCUUCCCCUUCCUCAAGUGGCUCACGCUUCAAUUGCCGUUGAGAGGUGAAGCUCUCGUGAUUUUUAUCCUGUCUCUCAUCAACUUUCUCCCUCUCGUCGCCUUCUACGACCUUUAUUCGGACCACAACACGCUCUUUCCAGCAGCGACCACUCAUCCGAAGCGCGACCAGAUCUGUCGCCACCUCGCUGAUCGCACGGCUGUGCUUGGCGUGUCGCAGCUUCCUUUGCUUGUUCUGAUGGCUAGCAAGAGGACACCGGUCGCCAUCGUCUCGGGACUCAGCAUGAACAGCUUGAUCCUUUAUCACCGAUGGAUAGCCAGGUGGUUCUGGUUGCACAUCACCAUCCAUGCGGGCGCUUAUACCGCCGGCUAUGUCCGAAGAGGUCGACUUGGAGAAGUGCUCGAAGAGACGUACAUUCGAUGGGGUAUCGUCGGUCUCAGCAUGAUGUCCGGCCUCAUCUUUUUUUCUCUUCGAGCGCUACGGGAGCGUUCGUACGAAAUCUUUGUGAUGCUGCACAUCGCCAUGGCCUUCUUCGCUGUUCUGGGCACUUACCUACACCUCGCCUUGAUCCAGUCUCCCAGAUUCGAACUAUUCAAGGUGCUGACAGAGGUCGCUGCGAUAGUAUGGGGCUUCGAUCGUCUCGUGCGCUUCGCCAACCGUGUGUGGCUUUCCUUCUCUUCGCCUCGUCUGACCAAGACGAUGUCCGAAAAGCCAAAGUCGGCAUUGAUCGAGUGCGCCACAGCUCAGAUCCGCUCGUACGGCAAGGAAUACUCACGACUUCGGAUCUCGGUGCCAUCGAGCAAGCUUCGAUUUGGCGAUCAACAGGGAAGCAAGGUGGGGAUCGCAGGUGGCGAUGAUAUCCGCAUCACGAUCCCACGCCUGCAGUGGGUUGGCGAGCACCCAUUCACUGUUUUCUCUGUUGGCAGAGAUUCGGACGAUGCCACCAAGGGCUACAUCGAUCUACUCAUCAAGACCGAGGCCGGGCUUACGCGCAAACUUGCGCAUCACGCCGACAAAGCGAACGACGUCGAGCUGGCGAGUGCGGACGGGGAAAGGUCGAAAGUCGCUGUCAUGAUCGAGGGCCCAUUCGGCAUCAAGCCCGACGUAGAGCAAGCGACGGACUUGGUCUUGGUUGCCGGUGGUAUCGCGAUCACGUUCUGCUGGCCGCUCUUUGUGGCGGCUGUCAAGGCGGGUGCUACCUCGCGGCUGAAGUCUUGCAAGUUGAUCUGGAUUGUUCGACAUCAACGUACGCUAGCGGUUCUUCAGGAUGCCUUUGAUGAGCUCGUGCGAGAAAUGCACGCCAUCGAAGGACCGAAGCGCUGCCAAUUGUCGAUGGACAUCUACGUCACGUCAUACGACCAGAAGAGCGGAAAAGCAAGCGGGGGAUCCGUUCACACUGGUUUGUCCGAGCCUGACUCAUACUCGAAGGACUCGCCUCUGGAUACCCCUCGACUAGGCAAAAGCGCAACGCCCUCCGAGAAUCUGGUAGAGGGGAUGGUUGAGCUACCGAUGAUGACGCAAGAGACGCAAGCGAGCGACGACAAGGAACAGGGCGGCUUGAUCUCGGAUGGGGAAGACGGCGAUUUGAUCAAGGUUGAUCAUUUCAGCGGUCGACCUGCGGUCUUGGCGGAUGCGCUUUUCGGCCACAUGGAGGAACAGUCGCUGCGAGACAGCAGAGGCUUGACUGUGGGUCUCUGUGGACCGCCAAGCUUGUGCGACGACGUCAGGUACGAGGUGGUGAGUCUGCUCAAGAAAGGCGUCCAGGUCGAGCUGGUCGAGGAUUGCUUCACCUGGUGA